Molecule: messenger RNA, 3134 nt
Organism: Cucurbita maxima (winter squash)
Lineage: Eukaryota; Viridiplantae; Streptophyta; Magnoliopsida; Cucurbitales; Cucurbitaceae
Product: probable RNA helicase SDE3
Exons: 5
Coding region: 270-2954 (894 amino acids)
Molecular function (GO): 5'-3' RNA helicase activity; RNA binding
Source: RefSeq, a predicted model, not a curated record
GGACGCAGUACGAUCUCUAAAGACAUUCUUGGUGAACCAAACUCCGUUUCCUAAAUAAUUAGGUUUAGUGUGUAGAAUUUACGUUUACACAAUUAUCGUGAAGGUUUGUAUUAGCGGUGAUCCGGAAAGCAUCAUUAUUUUGAGUGAUGACCCCAUUUUAACACUCAAUCUCUACUUCUCUACUGCAUUCUGCAGUGAACUGGAGCCCCAACAUUCCCUUCCAGAGUCUCUGCUGGUUUAUAAGCUUCGAUCAAAAUUUCCUCUUGACAAUGGGUACCAUUGGUGAUAAUUGGGGUGAUGAUUGUUCUGUCAUCAAAGACAGAGGAGAGAUUUCCUACAUCGACUAUGAAGAUGAUAAAUCUGUUUGCAGCUACAAUCCUAUUGAGGAAGGUCCAAUUAUCAUUUCAGUGCCAUUUGCUUUUGUGAAUGGCAAACCACAAUCAGUUUUUGUAGGAGAAUCAGUGGCAGAUGCAAUUACGAUCAAGAACACCACCGAUGAAUCGGUGGACCUAUGGGCUGUUAAUAUUUAUGCAUCCAAUCCCGAGAACUCGUUUACGCUCUCUCUAAUGGAGCCCCCUUCGGCAAAUGCGAACAUCGAAGUUGUACAAGCUUUUUUGGAGUCCUUUUCGUUGGAGGAUAGAAUGAUCCAUCCAGACGAGACUCUUACUGUAUGGCUGUCUUGCAAACCGAAAGAAAUUGGCUUGCACACAACCGUUGUGCAUUUUGAUGUUGGCAAUGAGAGAAUAGAACGCGUUUCUUUUCUGUUAGCAGAUGAUAAGAUUUCCCAGUCAUUGGCUUCUAGGAAGCCGUAUUCAAGAGAUAGAAAAAAGAGGCAUGAGGUAGCAGACUCUUAUAUUCCUGGCUCACGUCCCAUAAGAACGCAAGGUCGAGGAUUCAAAAAUUUUCUUCCCCAUUAUGAUAUCCCAAGAAGAAUUAGAGAUGAACUUAACAGAAAGGAGACUCCUAGUGCUGUUAGGGAAGGACUUAAAAGAGAUACCUACGUUCCCUACUUUAUGACAUUGUUGAACAUGGAAGAAAUACAAUUGGAGGAAGACAUGAGAGCUUACGAUAUGGAACGUGUAACUAUGAAAAGAAAGGGAUAUCAUUUUUUGUCCCUUGAGGUUCCAGGGCUUGCUGAGAGAAGGCCUUCACUUGUCCAUGGAGACUUUAUUCUUGCCAAGAUGCCUUCUGGACAUGCAAAUGACACGGUUAACGCUUAUCAGGGCUAUAUUCAUCACGUCGAGGCUGAUGAGGUUUACCUAAAAUUUGCUCCAGAAUUUCACGUUAACCACAGAGACUUCAAUCUAUACAAUGUCCAGUUUACCUAUAACAGAAUUAACAUGAGGAGGUUCUAUCAGGCUAUUGAUGCUGCAGAUAGUUUGGCAAAGGAGUUUCUAUUCCCAUAUGAGUUUUCGGAUAGAAGAGUUAUCAAGACUAAUCCACUGGUGCCGAUAAAUCAAAAUAUCAAUGAGGAACAAAUGCGUUGUGUUCAGAUGAUCCUUGGUUGCAGAGGAGCACCACCUUAUUUAGUUCAUGGACCUCCUGGUACUGGUAAGACUCAGACCUUGGUGGAAGCUAUCCUUCAACUCUACACAACUAGAAAGAAUGCUCGUAUUCUUGUUUGUGCUCCUUCAAAUAGUGCUGCGGACCACAUACUGGAGAAACUCCUCAGUGAGGAGGGUGUUGAAAUUCGUGAUAAUGAUGUUUUCAGGCUUAAUGCAAGCUCACGGCAAUAUGAGGAAAUCAAGCCUGAUCACCUUCGUUUUUGUUUCUUUGAUGAGCAAAUUUUCAAGUGUCCUCCACACAGUGCCCUUGUGCGCUAUAGGAUUAUUGUGUCAACUUAUACAAGUACUUCCCUUCUUUAUGCAGAAGAUAUAAAGCGUGGCCACUUCUCUCACAUUUUCUUGGAUGAGGCUGGCCAAGCUUCAGAGCCAGAAACGAUAAUUCCUAUAUCCAACCUCUGUCUUAGGAAAACAGUCGUCGUUCUUGCUGGUGAUCCCAUGCAAUUAGGUCCAGUGAUUUACUCUAAAGAAGCAGAAAUUUAUGGAUUGAGUAAAUCAUAUUUGGAAAGGCUUUUUGAAUGUGAAUAUUACUGCACUGGGGAUGAAAACUAUGUAAUAAAGUUAUUGAGAAACUAUAGAUGUCAUCCGGAUAUCUUACAUCUUCCUUCUACAUUGUUCUAUGGUGGUGAAUUAAUUGCAUGUCAAGAUGAAAAAAGUUUCCUCACGGAUUCAGCAGAUAUCUUUGAAGCACUUCCUAGUAAGGAGUUUCCUGUUCUUUUCUUUGGUAUCCAAGGUUGUGAUGAGAGGGAAGGCAACAAUCCAUCAUGGUUCAACCGAAUUGAGGUUAGCAAGGUGGUAGAGGUUAUAAAGAAACUGACUGCUGGUGGAAAUCUGGUCGACGAAAAUAUUGGGGUCAUAACACCCUAUCGACAACAAGUGAUUAAAAUAAGGAAAGCCCUUGAUAGCCUUGAUAUGGUUGAUAUAAAGGUCGGUAGUGUAGAACAGUUUCAAGGACAAGAGAAGCAAGUGAUUAUUGUUUCUACUGUUCGAUCAACGAUCAAACAUAACGAGUUUGACAGAACCUACUGUUUGGGGUUUUUAAGUAAUCCAAGAAGGUUUAAUGUGGCUAUUACCCGGGCGAUAUCUCUUCUGGUUAUAAUUGGCAAUCCCCAUAUAAUCUAUCAGGAUGUGUAUUGGAGCAAGCUAUUAUGGCAGUGUGUUGACAAAGAUUCAUAUCAAGGUUGCUCCCUCCCUGAAAGGCAGGAUCCCACAGAUGAGGAACAUCCAUGCAAUAACGAAGAGGGACCAUGUUCAGAAUUUGAAGGAGCAGGGAAGAAUCAUGAGGGACAAAGUUCAGGAUUUGAAGGAGCUGACCAGAAUCAAGAUCUGCCGGAGAUGGAAUUUUCGAGACCAGUUGUUAAUGAAGAUGAAUGGUCUGAUGGUUGGAAGUAAUUUUUGCUUCAAGUCAAGAAAGGAAGUGGAGAGAGAUACUUUCUUGCUUAUUUUUGUCUUAGAUCUUUGUAGAUGUCUUGGAAACAUUGUUUAUAUACUCUACUGUUAAUUUAAGAGUGCUUUUGUUUCUAGUCUUUCCCGUUGAAGGUAGAAAAUUUCAUGCUUAUGUUUAAGGCUUCA